Mus caroli (Ryukyu mouse) is the source of this 8371-nucleotide messenger RNA. RefSeq names its product Cbl proto-oncogene (gene Cbl). Gene Ontology annotation, cellular component: plasma membrane; membrane raft. Gene Ontology annotation, biological process: negative regulation of epidermal growth factor-activated receptor activity; cell surface receptor signaling pathway. The record is from RefSeq and is a predicted model, not a curated record. NCBI's taxonomy places the organism in Eukaryota, Metazoa, Chordata, Mammalia, Rodentia, Muridae. Gene Ontology annotation, molecular function: ubiquitin protein ligase activity; calcium ion binding; phosphotyrosine residue binding.
GCUCGCGCCCGCGCCGGGGCGCGCCUCAGGGCGGGCGCCUCCCUCUCACUCCCUGGGCUGCGAGCGCCGGCGGUGGUUGCCGGAGAGGCCCCUCCUUCUCGCCCCGCUCCAUUCCCUCGCUCGCGGCCGAGCGGGCUCCCGACCCUCCGCUGGCCAUGGCCGGCAACGUGAAGAAGAGCUCGGGCGCCGGCGGCGGCGGCUCUGGGGGCUCCGGAGCGGGCGGCCUGAUCGGGCUCAUGAAGGACGCCUUCCAACCGCACCACCACCACCACCACCUCAGCCCGCACCCUCCCUGCACGGUGGACAAGAAGAUGGUGGAGAAGUGCUGGAAGCUCAUGGACAAGGUGGUGCGGUUGUGUCAAAACCCAAAGCUGGCGCUCAAGAACAGCCCGCCUUAUAUCUUAGACCUGCUGCCUGACACCUACCAGCACCUCCGCACUGUCUUGUCAAGAUAUGAGGGGAAGAUGGAGACACUUGGAGAAAAUGAGUAUUUCAGAGUGUUCAUGGAAAAUUUGAUGAAGAAAACUAAGCAGACUAUCAGCCUUUUCAAGGAGGGAAAAGAAAGGAUGUAUGAGGAGAAUUCCCAGCCUAGGCGAAACCUGACCAAAUUAUCCCUGAUCUUCAGCCACAUGCUGGCAGAACUGAAAGGCAUCUUUCCGAGCGGACUCUUCCAGGGAGACACUUUUCGGAUUACUAAAGCCGAUGCUGCCGAAUUUUGGAGAAAAGCUUUUGGUGAAAAGACGAUAGUCCCAUGGAAGAGCUUUCGACAAGCCCUGCAUGAAGUGCAUCCCAUCAGUUCUGGGCUGGAGGCCAUGGCUCUGAAGUCCACUAUUGAUCUGACCUGCAAUGAUUAUAUUUCUGUCUUUGAAUUUGAUAUUUUUACACGGCUGUUUCAGCCCUGGUCCUCUUUGCUCAGAAAUUGGAACAGCCUUGCUGUAACUCACCCUGGUUACAUGGCUUUCCUGACAUACGAUGAAGUGAAAGCGCGCCUGCAGAAGUUCAUCCACAAACCUGGCAGUUACAUCUUUCGGCUGAGCUGCACUCGGUUGGGUCAGUGGGCUAUUGGGUAUGUUACUGCCGAUGGGAACAUUCUGCAGACUAUCCCACACAAUAAACCGCUCUUCCAAGCACUGAUUGACGGCUUCAGGGAAGGCUUCUAUUUGUUUCCUGAUGGACGAAAUCAAAAUCCUGACCUGACAGGUUUAUGUGAACCAACUCCUCAAGAUCAUAUCAAAGUAACCCAGGAACAAUAUGAAUUAUACUGUGAAAUGGGCUCCACAUUUCAACUGUGUAAGAUAUGUGCUGAGAACGAUAAGGAUGUGAAGAUUGAGCCCUGCGGACACCUCAUGUGCACAUCCUGCCUCACGUCAUGGCAGGAAUCAGAAGGUCAGGGCUGUCCUUUUUGCCGAUGUGAAAUCAAAGGUACUGAGCCCAUCGUGGUGGAUCCGUUUGACCCCAGAGGCAGUGGCAGCCUAUUAAGGCAAGGAGCAGAAGGUGCUCCUUCUCCAAAUUACGACGAUGAUGAUGAUGAACGAGCUGAUGAUUCUCUCUUCAUGAUGAAGGAGUUGGCAGGUGCCAAGGUGGAAAGGCCUUCCUCUCCAUUCUCCAUGGCCCCACAAGCUUCCCUUCCUCCAGUGCCACCAAGACUUGACCUUCUACAGCAGCGAGCACCUGUUCCUGCGAGCACUUCAGUUCUGGGGACUGCUUCCAAGGCUGCUUCUGGCUCCCUCCAUAAAGACAAACCAUUGCCAAUACCUCCCACACUUCGAGAUCUUCCACCACCACCCCCUCCAGACCGGCCUUACUCUGUUGGAGCAGAAACAAGGCCUCAGAGACGCCCUCUGCCUUGUACACCAGGCGAUUGUCCAUCUAGAGACAAACUGCCCCCUGUCCCUUCUAGUCGCCCAGGGGACUCAUGGUUGUCUCGGCCAAUCCCUAAAGUACCAGUAGCUACUCCAAACCCUGGUGAUCCUUGGAAUGGGAGAGAAUUGACCAAUCGGCACUCGCUUCCAUUUUCAUUGCCCUCACAAAUGGAACCCAGAGCAGAUGUCCCUAGGCUUGGAAGCACAUUUAGUCUGGAUACCUCCAUGAAUAUGAAUAGCAGCCCAGUAGCAGGUCCAGAGAGUGAGCACCCAAAGAUCAAGCCUUCCUCCUCUGCCAACGCCAUUUACUCUCUGGCUGCCAGGCCUCUUCCUAUGCCAAAACUGCCAUCUGGGGAGCAAGGGGAAAGUGAAGAGGACACAGAAUAUAUGACUCCCACAUCUAGGCCUGUAGGGGUUCAGAAGCCAGAGCCCAAAAGGCCGUUAGAGGCAACCCAGAGUUCACGAGCAUGUGACUGUGACCAGCAGAUUGACAGCUGCACCUAUGAAGCAAUGUAUAACAUCCAGUCCCAAGCACUGUCUGUAGCAGAAAACAGCGUCUCUGGGGAAGGGAAUUUGGCCACAGCUCACACUAGUACUGGCCCCGAAGAAUCAGAAAACGAGGAUGAUGGCUAUGAUGUGCCUAAGCCACCUGUGCCAGCUGUACUGGCCCGCCGGACCCUGUCUGACAUCUCCAAUGCCAGCUCCUCCUUUGGCUGGUUGUCUUUGGAUGGUGACCCCACAAACUUCAAUGAGGGUUCCCAAGUUCCUGAGCGGCCCCCCAAACCAUUCCCUCGGAGAAUCAACUCAGAACGAAAAGCCAGUAGCUAUCAACAAGGCGGAGGUGCCACUGCUAACCCUGUGGCCACAGCACCCUCUCCGCAGCUCUCAAGUGAGAUUGAACGCCUCAUGAGUCAGGGCUAUUCCUACCAGGACAUCCAGAAAGCUCUGGUCAUUGCCCACAACAACAUUGAGAUGGCUAAAAACAUCCUCCGGGAAUUUGUUUCUAUUUCUUCUCCUGCCCACGUAGCCACCUAGCACAUCUCUCCCUGCCAUGGCUUCAGAGGACCCAUGAGCCAGGCUCUUACUCAAGGACCACCUAGGAAAGCAGUGGCUUCUUUUGGGACGUCACAGUAAGGUCCUGCCUUUCCUGUGGGGAUCGACACAUAUGGUUCCAAGAUUUCAANGCAGUGGAAUGAAAAUGGAGCAGCUAAUGUGUUUCAUUAUUGUAUUGGUCUUAAGAGUGUUUUUGUAGUCCUGCAGUCUCCAGUAGGAGAGAAUGGGUUUUUAUUAAAUGGUAACCUAUCCCAGAAACAGCACAGGAAGCAGUAGAAGCACUGUGCUGUGGCCCUAAUUAAGGACUUAAGGCUUUCCUGUUAAGGAUGUGUGUCUCUGUGUCUGUGUGUCCUGUCAUUAUAAAGAUUAUCCUGCUGUGUGUGAAUCCAGGCAGGGAGUUAGCACAAGAGCUUCAGGAAGGAAUCUCUGAAGACUCCCAUCUACUGUGGUAUUGCACCUAGCCCUGCUGGAUACUGCAACCUCAAUCCUCCCCUUUGGCUUAGAUUAUCAUGUACUUAGCUAUGUUUUAUAUUGUUAGAAUACCCGCUGUCCUUUCCCUUGGAAAAUCCUUACUUCACCUCCUCCUCAUUGGUGUUCUGUAGGCUUGCUGUGACCAGUCUGAAACCAAGCAGCUUAUAGGAUGGUCUUUCUAAUGUGUGAUGGUGUUGGUUUGUUUGGUAGACUAAGUGGGAAGGAAAGUACUGUUCUGUGGUUAAUUGAUGCUAGCACCUAACACUGGUCACUCCAAAGUGCUGUUUCUAUAGGAAUGUUGAAUUUGUUUUUGUUUUUUUAAAGAAGUUUUAAUUCUCCUAGUUACCUAAUGACCGGUUUGAGAUAGAGGCCUUCAUAUACAUUCCGUGUCCUCCCCAGGACAUAGCCUGUGGGAGUCGGUUGCCUUGAUGCCAGGUGUAUGUUUCUGAUGUCGGUCAUGAGUGUUUCUGCCUAACAGGAACAGAACAUUUGUUUCCAGGGUGGCUUUCCAGCCCAAAACCAUAGAGCUUUUAGGAAGCGUCAGUCAUAUAUACUAUUUAGAUUUACAAAAUAAACAGUUAGGACUUACCUGUUUAGUCUUUCUUGCCAGUGGCUAACUUCAGCUUAGGGAUUUCUCCCUUGAAUAGGAGCCAGGUAAGCCUUUCAGAAAUGAUUUCUCCCUUUGCCCUGUGAGGAACGGAGCUAACACCAGUGAGGACAGCAUUUGCUGAUGGCUUCUCUAGAUUGGUCACCCAGUGACUUGGUUGUCCACGUGCCUAGCUUGUCCUUUGGAAUGGUCUCUCUCUCCUUUCCUUGCCUUUUUUAUUGGGUCCUAGAUGUAACCGCUGUGUCAUCCAUCUACCGUAUUUAGAUAUCAUUCAUUGAAAUUCUUUAGCUAGACAAUUUGGAACAAUGUAAUAGUUUGUGUGUUUACAGGUUCAUCAAGGAGAUGUAGAUUUGUUUUGGAGAGUCCGUUUCUAAGUCAUUGUAGUGACCUCUUGGGUUCAGUUUGUUCUCUGACUGGAGUCUUGCUGGCUUCUCUGACAGCGUUGCCCUUUCUCCUGUUGAGUACGAGCUGGCUUUCACAUGAAUCCUCUCUGUUCUUUAGGUCCAGGCAGAAAUGACCCACCAAGAACCUGCUUUCUUUCCAGUCUUUUGCAACAAAAAUCUUUUGAACUCUUCUUUUAGUUUCUUGAUGCUUCAAGGUCUGAAUUUUAUCCUCUUACCUUAAGGCUAUUCAAAAGGCAGAUACGGUAUCUAUGGUUACCCAGUGUCUUCUCUACAUAGCAAAUGAGUAGAAAACAAUAGCUUGUCAUCCACAAAAAGUUUGUGAUAUCCAAUUUUGUGUUCAUUUGAAUACUGAAAGCCUAAGCCAGGCUUGGUGGCAUUCAGCACCUGAGAGAUGGUGGCAAGAUGAUCAGGAGUUCAGCACCAGCUCAAAGCUCCUGAAACCCUGUCUCAAAAAUAACAGGGGUUAAAGAGAUGACUUCAGUUAAGAGCAACUGUUCUUGCAGAGGACCUAGGUUUGGUUCCUAGCACCCAUAUGAAAGGUUUCUCAGAUGUAUAAGCAACUCACAACCAUCUAUAACUUCAGUUCAGAGCAAUCUGAUGCCCUCUUCUGGCUUCUGUGGGCACCAGGCACACAUACGAUGUGCAUAUAUACAGGCAGGCAGAGCAUUAAAUAAAUAAUAUGAAAAAAUUUAAAAAAUGAAAAUUAAAGGCCUUAAAAGAGAAGUAGGGAAAAGCUGCAGGCUCUAGUCUGUCUAUAUUGGAGUGUCUUUUUUCCUUGUAGCUAUUGCCCAGAAUCUGAAGAUGUAUCAAGGAAACAGCACUGGCUACAGGCCUUUUGCCUUCUUUGUGCAUCUGUCUUGUGUGGAGGCUAAGGAGAUAGCUCAAUUGGUUGAGUGUUUGUCUGGCAUUCACAGAGCCAUGGUUCAGCCCCCACUCUGCACAGAAGAGUGUGCUAAGGCACACCACUGAUCCUUAGCAUUCGAGAUGUAGAGACUGCAUCAGAAGCUCAAGGCACUCCUGGUUUAAAACUAGCCUGGGCUACAUGAAACCCUGCCUCCAAAAGAAAACAAAAACCAAAUCUGUGGGGAUUACUGCCCAUAAUACUUAGGGAAAUGACAAUUUUGUCCUGCUGUAUGCUGAGGUGUGAGCUCUGGAAUGGGCGUGGAUAGGGUAGGUGGGUACUGAGUCCCUAGGCUAGACAGGCACAUCUCUGAUUGACUUGGGUGUUGGUUUAACAGAUGUAUACCUGCAGGCAUUAAGGUUUAAGGCCAUUGUGUGUAGGCCUUUCCUUUGCUCCCAGGACACACUGAGGCCGUGUCUGGUAUUAUUAGGUGUCCUUAGGAAGGCUUCAUGCCACUCAUUUUGGAUAGUCUCCAAGUUUUGAAUUUCUUUUUCCUGUGAGGGCAAAUUUCCUAUUUUUCAUUUUCUAUCUGUAUGGCAAGUCUUUGGCUCGCCCUCUGAGUUUACCUAAAACUGCCUUUUCAUAAGCAAGCUUUAUUUUGAGUCUCGCUAGCUAUUUUUGGCAAGCUCACCCCCUUUCUCUGUUCUGUUACAAUUAGGAAAGCCUCUUUAAUGUUUCUCCUUUUCUCAUUGUCACUAACCUAUUUUAUUCAACACAGGUCCUUGCUUUCUCUGUAUCUUUGUGGAUUGUUUUACACGCCACCUUAUUGAUGGCUCAUAUCUUGCCAGGACUCCGGGCAAGGCUUUUCUAGUCCAGUCCCAGAACUGGAUGUCAUAGCUGUCCCUCCCACUGUCCUUCUAAAGUGAAAAGUUUGGCUUUUGGAUUUUUUUUUAAUUGGAUAUUUUCUUUAUUUACAUUUCAGUGAAAAGUUUUUAAAAUGGUUUUAAAAACUUGUAGGUUCUGAAAUAUACCUCUUUCUAAUUUACAAACUAAACAGCUUUUGCGAAUUGACCCUGGCCGGCCAUUCUUCAUAUUCUUCUUACUCCUCCCAGCCCCACCCUGCAUACUCUGCCAUUUUGUCUUUCUCUUUCUAGUCUCAGACAUGCCUAUCACUGGACUACAAUGUGUGGUAGUUGUGCUGGCAUGGGGCAGCUGAGAUGGAUGGAAGGCACUAUUCUUCAUAGUUAAAAUAUUUAUUUCCUCUGUAGGAAAGUAAGAAAUGUUUUAUGGUCCAAGUAUCCAACUUACAAGUUAAUUUUUGCAACACACCUUGCUUGCAGACCAAACCAGGGACCAGCUGUGUAUUCCUUUUAUGGCACCAUUAACAAGAUCUAGUCUUUCUGUGUUAGCCAUGAUGCUAAUACUGAAUGUUUUCCUACCUCACAUCAUGAGAAUCAGAAGGCUACUGGCCUUCUCAGACCUUCCUUCUUUCUGUUGGCCUUUCUGAGUCUGGAAUGAUCACUCCAUUGAAUAGAGUAUUCCAGCCAGUAUCCUGGCUACAGAUGUUUGAGUGAUUACUGUGUGUCAGAAAUGUCAGCUAUGUGCUCUUUCCUGCCACCUCCUGGUGGUUUUCUGGUAUUGGGAAGUUAAGCGUGGGCUGCCCUUGGCUCUUUUUUGCAUUUGACUGUGCACAUGUGUAUUCACGGCUCUCUUAUGUAGACUUAUCUUCCCUUACAGAGCUGGUCCACUUAAAACUGGCCCGAGACUUUCCCAUUAACCCUGGUUGUCUUCCUGUGGCUUUGAUAAUAUUUGGGAGAUUCUGUUGUGUAUACCUCAUAGAUUAUCCAUGCUUGCUACAAAGUUUAGUGCCACUUCUUGAGUGGAUGCAGAGUCCACUGACUUGAGUUGCACACUAGAGCACUAAAUGUUUAAGCUGAGCUUGCUGCAGUCUCCUUUCCAGUCCAGUGCCUUUUCUAUCUUUUUACUGAGCUGCUUCUGUCCUUUCUUGCUGGAAAGAUUUUGUUCUGCCUUUCUGGGACUGUCACCAUCUCCCAUACAGUUUGGAGGGUUCUUUUUCCUGCUAUUCAACAAUCUAAGUAAUUCUGUCUUAGAAGGGGUGAAAGGGUUGGAAAGGGCGAAGCCCUCAUUCUCAGGCUGCUCUUGUAGAGGCCGGUCAGGAACUGAGCCUGGAUCCUGUCCACAUAAGCCUGCCUAGAGCAGCACUAGAGGGACCAGAGCUUCACUAUCAAUGUUCUCCUCUGGCACUUGAAGUGUCAACAUGUAGCGGAAGUACUGUAGCACUACACAGAGCGUCUUGAUGCAGCUUUGAUUUCAGUCCACAGACACAGUCAAUCCUAUAGGAAUGCACAGAAGACUUGGUUCUUGUAUGUUAGUGGGCUGGACAACUUUAGACUUUGUCCCUCCUCCUACUCGACAGAGUAUUUGUAUACGUGACAAAAUAUGUUCCCUAGUCCUUGAGUUCAUGUGAUCUUCUUAUGAUGAAUGCAGUUCUUUAGAAAAACUCAAGAAUUCCUGGAAAAAAUAGGAAAAAAGUUAACCCUGUAUAUUAAUUCCAUGGGCCAGCCUGGACAUCCUGAGGACGACUGUGCUGGGCCUGUGUCUCCUGAGGCUAUCUGCACCAACCUAGAAACCAUGGAACAAGCCUGUCUUAACGGCUCUUCGGAAGUAGAAAUAGGAGAAUUAUGAAUUUUAGGCCAGCAUUGGAUCUAUUACAAGCUGAAGACCAGACUGGACUCUGUGAGUGUCUUGCCUGUUCGUGGGAAUAUUUUCUCCUCUUGUUUCCAGCAGCAGAGAAAGCAGCAGCACCACCUGGCAAAUGCGUGGAGGUCCUCUCUUCAAGUACACAUCGCUGAUGGAGUGGUUUCUUUGCCAGUGGGACUUUUGGCUCUUCCACUGUGGUUUCCUUUAAGUCUGAUAGUUUGAAGGUGCAGUCUUUUACAGCGGGGCAGUCUUGAGGCAGGACCAUGCGGUAACUACUAGCCACAUUGCGCCUGCAGUCAAGGAGCAGUAGUGCUUGGGUAUAUUCUUAAGAAAGAAUACACUCAGCAAGAACAGCGAUUUGAGGGUCCAUCCCCCACUGAACCUAUAGGGAGAACAGAGAAAUGAUGGUGAA